AUGUCGGAGGCCAUCAAGAUCGACAACAAGCUCUUUCAGGAGCGCGUCUCCCACUUCGUCAAUGCCUGGAAGGCCGACAAGCGAUCUGGAGAUGCCCUCUUCGGAGGCGCCUCCUCCAUUGUCAUCAUGAUGGGCAAGAUGGAGGAGGCCCAGGGCUUCCAAAAGAACAAUGCUAUGCACUUCUGGCUGCUAGGCUACGAGUUCCCCACCACCCUGAUGCUCUUCACCACCGAAACCCUGUACAUCCUGACCACCCAGAAGAAAGCCAAAUAUCUCGACCAGAUCAAGGGCGACAAAUUCCCUGUGGAGGUGCUCGUACGGGGCAAGGAUGCCGAGGAGAACAAGAAGCUCUUCGUCAAGGUCGCCGAGAUCAUCAAGAAGGCUGGCAACAAAGUCGGCGUCAUCUCCAAGGAUGCCUCCAAAGGCCCCUUUGUCGACGAGUGGAAAGCGGUGUUGGCCGAGGAAUGCAAGGAUGUAGACGAGGUCGACAUCACCGCUGCCCUUUCUACGGCUGCCUUCUCGACCAAAGACGAGGCCGAGCUCCGUGCAGUUAGAAACUCAUCGAAGGCUUGCGUCGCGCUGAUGCACUCUUACUUCCUGGACGAGAUGUCCACUAUACUCGACCAAGAGAAGAAAGUCAAACACCGAGUUCUGGCCGACAAGGUGGACGGGAAGCUCGAUGACGAGAAGUUCUGGAAGACAGUGAAGCUGCCAACAUCGGGCAAGCUUGCGUCAGACUUUGAUCCUACCCAACUGGACUGGACCAUAGGCCCAGUCGUCUACAGCGGUGGGAAAUUCGACCUCAAGAUGCAAGUGGAAUCCAGCGAGGAAAACCUUCAUCCCGGCGUCAUCGUUGCCGGUAUGGGCCUUAGAUACAGGUCCUACUGCUCCAGUAUCGCCCGGACAUACAUGGUGGACCCGAACAAGACGCAAGAGUCUAACUACAAAUUCCUUCUCACGGUCCACAACUUGAUUUUGAAAGAGAUUCGAGACGGAGCCGUGGCGAAGGAUGUCUACAACAAGGCCCUCAGUUACGUCAAGAGCAAGAAGCCAGAGUUGGAGAAGCACUUUGUCAAGAAUGUCGGAUUUGGCAUUGGCCUCGAGAACAAGGACCCAACUCUCGUCUUGAAUGGCAAGAAUGCUCGUACCCUGAAGGAUGGAAUGACACUCUGCGUUUCCACUGGCUUCCAGGAUCUCGAGAACCCUCAGCCUCAGGACAAGAAUAGCAAGAUCUACUCCUUGAUUGUGACAGACACCAUUCGUGUCACCGGCGAAGGGACCGUCAAUUUCACCGGGGAGGCAGCUGCUGAUCCCGACUCCACGUCGUUCUUUUUCAAGGAUGAUGAGGAGCAGCAACCGGCACCUAAAAAGGAGAAGAAAGACUCACGUGUCGGCGCCGUCGCUGCCAAGAAUAUCACCAGCUCUCGUCUACGGUCAGGCCGCGGCCACGACAAAGACGAAGAGGCUGAGAACAGGCGCAAGGAACAUCAGAAGGAAUUGGCAGCCAAGAAGCAAAAGGAGGGCCUGGCGCGCUUCGCCGAGGCCACAAGUGACCCGAACGGCGGCGAGGCCAAGAAGUUCAAGCGCUUUGAGUCCUACAAGCGUGACAACCAAUUCCCACCCAAGGUUCGCGACAUGGGCAUUGUUGUCGACCAGAAGAACUCGACCGUCAUUCUGCCCGUGAUGGGUCGCCCGGUCCCAUUCCAUAUCCAGACAAUCAAGAACGCGAGCAAGAGCGACGAGGGCGAAUGGUCUUUCCUUCGGAUCAACUUCCUGUCGCCUGGACAAGGAGUCGGCCGAAAAGACGAUCAGCCUUUCGAGGAUGCGUCCGCCCACUUUGUUCGAAGUCUCACCUUCCGUUCGACGGAUGGCGACCGAUACACAGAGAUAGCGAACCAGAUCUCCAACAUGAAGCGAGAUCUGACCAAGAAGGAGCAGGAGAAGAAAGACAUGGAGGAUGUUGUCGAGCAGGACAAGCUCGUCGAGAUUAGAAACCGUCGCCCGGCCGUCUUGGAUAAUGUCUUCUUGCGACCGGCAAUGGAGGGCAAGCGUGUUCCUGGCAAGGUCGAGAUACACCAGAACGGUAUCCGAUACCAGUCGCCGCUCAACCCACACCAGAGAGUCGACAUUCUCUUCUCCAACGUUCGCCAUCUUUUCUUCCAGCCCUGCGAGCACGAGCUUAUUGUUAUUAUCCAUAUCUAUCUCAAGGACCCGAUCAUCGUUGGCAACAAGAAGAAGACAAGGGAUGUCCAGUUCUACCGGGAGGCUACUGACAUUCAAUUCGACGAGACGGGCAAUCGCAAGCGCAAGUACCGAUAUGGUGACGAAGACGAGUUUGAGGCAGAACAGGAGGAGCGCCGCCGACGUGCGGAGCUCGACCGUCUGUUCAAGGGCUUCGCUGAGAAGAUUGCCGAGGCCGGCCGGAAUGAGAGCAUCGAAGUCGACAUGCCCAUAAGGGAUCUUGGAUUCCAUGGCGUUCCAUUCCGCAGCAACGUCUACAUCCAGCCAACCACGGAAUGUCUGAUCCAGCUUACUGAGCCACCGUUUAUGGUCAUCACUUUGGAAGAUAUCGAGGUCGCACAUCUUGAGCGAGUUCAAUUCGGUCUCAAGAAUUUUGAUCUUGUUUUCAUUUUCAAGGACUUUACAAGACCGCCUUACCAUAUCAACACGAUCCCAGUGGAAUCGCUGGAGGACGUCAAGGACUUCCUCGACUCCUCAGACAUUGCAUACAACGAGGGUCCGUUGAACCUGAACUGGCCUACCAUCAUGAAGACGGUCACCGCCGACACGCACCAAUUCUUCGCCGAUGGUGGCUGGUCGUUCCUUGCAAAUGACAGCGACGAUGAAGAUGGCGACGAGGAGGAGGAGCAGGAAAGCAACUUCGAGAUCAGUGACAGCGAGCUUGAGGAUGCUUCCGAGUCCAGCGAGGAGGACUCAGAUUUCGACUCCAACGCUUCCGCGGACGCCAGCGAUGAGGAGGCCAGCGAAGAGGACGAGGGCGAGGAUUGGGAUGAAUUGGAGCGGAAGGCCAAGAAGCGAGACCGCGAGGCGGCUGCUGAGGAGGAGGAAACACGCGGCAAGAAGUCGAAGAAGCAGAGACGUUAA
Molecule: messenger RNA, 3105 nt
Organism: Diaporthe amygdali
Lineage: Eukaryota; Fungi; Ascomycota; Sordariomycetes; Diaporthales; Diaporthaceae
Product: fact complex subunit spt-16
Exons: 5
Coding region: 1-3105 (1034 amino acids)
Biological process (GO): transcription elongation by RNA polymerase II; positive regulation of transcription elongation by RNA polymerase II
Cellular component (GO): FACT complex
Molecular function (GO): nucleosome binding
Source: RefSeq, a predicted model, not a curated record